Molecule: messenger RNA, 1849 nt
Organism: Drosophila willistoni
Lineage: Eukaryota; Metazoa; Arthropoda; Insecta; Diptera; Drosophilidae
Gene: hid
Product: cell death protein hid
Exons: 4
Coding region: 286-1623 (445 amino acids)
Source: RefSeq, a predicted model, not a curated record
ACGCCCAAAAGAAAACAAAAAAAGUAGAAUAAACGAAAGAAAUCACAAAAGAAGAUAUAGAAAAGAGAUAAAGAUAAAUUGCAAAACAAAAAGAGACCUAGAACAAUCAUAGAAUAAAAUUCAAACAGAAAAAAGAAGAGGGACAGGCAUAAAGCAAAAACCAAAAAACAGAAAAGAAAAAAAAAAACAGAAACACUGACACCCACCUGAACCACCCCAACAAAGGAAGCAGUAUCAACCAACCACCCACUUACACCCACCCACACACACACACACAGACACACUAUGGCCGUGCCCUUUUAUCUGCCUGAGGGUGGCACCGAUGACAUUGCCUCGAGUUCAUCGGGCGCCUCCGGUUCAUCGAAUGCCUCAACAUCGUCGGGUGCAUCCACAACAUCGUCAUCGGGCUCAUCGGAUGGUGGUUCAAGCAGUGUGCAAUCCCAAUCGCCAAAUACCACAACAUCGGCCACACAGACGCCCAUGCAGUCGCCAUUGUCCGUGCCCACGGAUCAGGUGCUUGUGGCCCUAUGCGAAUGGUAUCGCCUCUACAAUGCCCAUACAAAUGCACCAACACAAAUCUUUCAAUAUCCGCCACCGCCAAGCCCUUCAUGCAGUUGCACAGGAGGCGAUGUAUUCUUUCCCCAUCAUGGUGGUCCACCCCAACCACCACGAACGCCACGCACUAGCGUCAGUUUUGCCUCUGGCGAGGAGCUGAGUUUCUUCCGUCAACCGUAUCCGGCAGCGCCAUCGACACCACAGCCAAUGCCACAACAACCACCGGCGCCACAGUCAGCGCCACCGUUGCACUAUAGCCACAGUUAUCCGCAACAAUCGCCGCAUUUGCUGCAACAUCAUCCGGCCUCAUAUGGCGGUGGUAUGCAGCCGUUACAAUUGCCACAGGGUGCCUACUAUGCCACCUAUACGCCGCCACCCACACCGAAUACAGCCAAUAUGGGCAACAAUUGCAACAACAACACAUCAUCGUUGGCAUCAUCAUCGGCUAUGACAGCGGCCUUUGGCUGGCAUGGUCAUGGUCCAUCAUUGGCUGCAUCAACACCAUUGGCGCCAAAUGGCUCAAAGAUGCGUCUACAACGCAGUCAAUCGGAUGCGGCUAGACGCAAACGUUUGACCUCAACUGGCGAGGAUGAACGCGAAUAUCAGAGCGAUCAUGAGACCAGCUGGGAUGAAUUUGAUGAUCGUUAUGAUAAUUUUACGGCCGGACGUGAACGUUUGCAGGAGUUCAAUGGCCGUAUACCGCCACGAAAAAAGAAAAAUAGUCACAGUCACACAAAUCAUAGGCCAAGCAGUCCAAAUAACUCAAAUACGCAUAGCCACAGCAACAGCAACAACAACAGCAACUGCAACACCCAUGCUCAUAACCAAUUCAAUUCAUCUAGUGCGGAGAGCAACAGCAGCAGCAGCAGCAGCAGCAUCACCAAUAACAUUACCAACAAGAACAACUGCAACAUUGCCUCCAGUCAGCAUCAGCAGCAACAACAUAGACAGCAAAGCCAUAGCCAAGUGCAGGCCAAACAGAAGAAACCACCACAGAGUUUCACUUGGCCAACAGUUGUGACCGUUUUCGUACUUGCCAUGGGCUGCGGUUUCUUUGCCGCACGAUGAAACCAACGAUGAUAAAAUUUCAACAAUUUAUCAAUAAUUAAUAAUAACAAUAACAAUUAGUGAAAAUCAUGCUAAUAAAUAGUUUUAAAUUAUAUGAUAAGUGCAACGAAUUUAUUGCAAAACUGCAACAAAAACAAGAUAAAAACCAGAAAAAAAAUGCAGCAAGUCAUUAAAUCGUAAAACCGACAAAACUUAAAGAAUAUAAAACAACACAAAAAAAGGUUGA